Molecule: messenger RNA, 2497 nt
Organism: Hippocampus comes (tiger tail seahorse)
Lineage: Eukaryota; Metazoa; Chordata; Actinopteri; Syngnathiformes; Syngnathidae
Gene: tub
Product: TUB bipartite transcription factor
Exons: 12
Coding region: 334-1749 (471 amino acids)
Biological process (GO): protein localization to cilium
Cellular component (GO): cilium
Source: RefSeq, a predicted model, not a curated record
GUGGCUUCGGCGCUCCGUCAAGUGGGUGAGCAGCUCCUGACACGUAAACACCUCCCCUUCAAUCCAGAGGAAGUCUUCUCAGGGGGGACGUCUACCACGCGCGAGUUGACAAAUCAACAUCGAUCCGCGUGGAACCGAUGAAACGCGCGUGCACGCUGAACUGAUAGCCAGUUCACGCGCCUCUCCGCCUUUCUCAUUCGACCGGCGCUUCAAAAACCAACAACAACGCCACUGGACGCACAGCGCCUCUGCUCGCUCGAAUCCUGGGGUAGAGGACGGAGGCGUCUUCGACUGACCGACCGAGGCUUCCCACACUGUAGUCCAGCCGGAGAUAUGGAGGGGGUCGGCGGCAACAAGAGCAUGUCGUAUAGCCGAUGGAGCUAUGACAGCACUUUAGAUGACGAGGGCACAAACCUCAGGCAGCAGAAGCUUGAUCGGCAGCGAGUGCUCCUUGAGCAAAAGCAAAAGAAGAAGCGUCAAGAACCCCUGAUGGUCCAGUCCAACGUAGAUGGACGGUCUCGCACCCGUCGCACCAAACAGAGUGAGGAGCAGGCUCCUUUGGUGGAAUCCUACCUCAGCAGUAACAGCAGCACCAUCUAUCAAGGGCCAGAACCCAAGCAGGAGGAGAUGAAGGUGAAAGCGGACCCCCAGCCGCCUCGCUCGAUGAAAAAGGGCAGAGCGUCAGCCAGCUCCACUCCUCAGACAGGCAGUGACAAGAAGGAGAGGAGAGGGAAGCACAAAGGAGGGAUGGACAGCCUGGCCUGCCAGUCAGAGGACGGUCAGAUCCAAAUCUUAACAGUGGGCCACCUUUCAUCAGAGGAUGGCGAUGGGGAGCCGGUCAUGAGCUGCACUCCGUCACAGAGCAAGCAGGACCUACGGGUGACCAUGCUCAAAAAAGGAAUAUCAAGCAGUAUGAAUUUUGAUGAGGAGGAAGAUGAUGACGAUGAAAUUAGUUCCACCUCAUCACAGCUCAACAACAACACAAGACCAGGCUCUGCCACCAGCAAAAAGUCAUGCAAGGAGGUUGCAUCAGCGCCAACUCCACCAGUCACUGAACCGGCCGUUGAUGUGGAAGACUUGGAAGAGUUUUCGUUGCGACCUGCACCACAGGGGGUCCGAGUGAAGUGCAGAAUCACCAGGGACAAGAAAGGCAUGGACAGAGGCAUGUAUCCCACCUACUAUCUUCACUUGGAGCGAGAGGAUGGCAAGAAGGUGUUUCUGUUAGCAGGCAGGAAGAGAAAAAAGAGUAAAACCUCCAAUUACCUCAUCUCCAUUGACCCCACCGAUCUGUCCCGAGGUGGAGAAAGCUUCAUUGGUAAACUGAGGUCAAACCUCAUGGGCACCAAGUUCACUGUAUAUGACAGUGGCCUGAACCCUAUGAAGACCACCAGCAGCCUUGAAGACAGCAAUAUGCGCCAAGAGCUCGCGGCCAUUUGCUAUGAAACCAAUGUCUUGGGAUUCAAGGGACCUCGUAAAAUGAGCGUUAUCAUCCCAGGAAUGAAUAUGGACCAUGAGAGAGUGUCAAUUCGGCCACGAAAUGACCAUGAGUCAUUGCUGGCAAGGUGGCAGAACAAGAACACAGAGAGUGUGAUUGAACUUCAUAACAAAACUCCAGUGUGGAAUGAUGACACGCAAUCGUAUGUGCUCAACUUCCACGGCAGAGUCACUCAGGCCUCUGUCAAAAAUUUCCAAAUCAUUCACGACAAUGACCAACCCUAUCAUUUCAAACUGACGCAAAGGGACAAGUAACAUAUAACUACCCUUAACAGUGGCGGCUGGUCAAGAGAGGGCACGGUGGUCACCACAUUACUUUUCUUGAAGACAGAAAAUGGAAUAAAAAUACUUCUAAUCAAGUCAAAACAUUUGGAAAUAUAUGUACAGUGAAACCUCUAGUUACCAACUUCAUCGUUUUGGUGAGCACAUUUCUACCUUGAAACGUUCAUAAAUCGAGGUAAUAUUUCUGAUUGAAAUGAACACAAAUGCAAUUAAUCUAUUCUAGCCCCAAAAUGAAGUUAUGAUGACCCCUUUUUAACUAUUGUGUGGUCUAAAGUAAAUAUAAACUGGGAUGACAGGGUUAUUUUAAAGAUUAAUUCACUCCUUCAUGACUGCCUCCUUCAUGCUAUUACCAGCGAGUUCUUUCUCAUUUGCCUGUCUACUAAAUACCAAAACAACAACACAUAUGUAGCUUAGUUACAUAACGUGAAAAGAAGAGCACAGAUCUUUCUGCUCCCCGUACGACAAGCGCUUCAAAUAACAUACCUUUAGGCGGUUUCCCUUUUCCUCGUGGCAUUGUGACUCUUUAGCGCUUUCUUGACAUCUGCAUUCAUUCAACACGGCUGUUUCUGGCACAAAAGCGGCAUAUACACCAAGAUGUAUUGUAUCUGUGAUUAAAUGAACGGAUUUUAUGUAGGUGGAACUUCCGCCUCAUGACAACAUGCGGGGGACGGCUAUUUGACAUGAUUAUUCCUUCCUUAUUAUUACAUCUGGGGUAAAAAAA